Mesorhabditis spiculigera is the source of this 1257-nucleotide messenger RNA. The record is from the annotation of a GenBank genome assembly. Lineage: Eukaryota; Metazoa; Nematoda; Chromadorea; Rhabditida; Rhabditidae.
AUGGCGUUCGGCUUCAGGGGCUGCUCCCAUCACCUGCUCUCCCUUCUCCUCGCUGUGCUUCUCCUUGGAGCCACCGCCGGUCAAGACGUUGUCAAACCAUUGGAGUACAAGUUCUGCUCGCUGGAACAGAUGGAGCAAGAGAAGCUGGCCAACUGCCCACUCGUGCCCGAUGAACCCAACUACCUCCGCCGCGUCAUCUUCACCAAGCAAGCCUCGGCUGAUGAACCGGUAUUGGUUGUGCUGUGCCCCCCGCGGUCCGUUGCCUGCUUCAGCUUGGAUGGGGAAGUCAACCUGUGGUACGCCGGCUGCUACCACUACCAGACCAUCGAGUGGAAGCAGACGGACGAGCAGCACUGCACCUGCCGCCGCUACCCGACCGUACGUGCCGACCUCGUCAAGAACUUCCACCACGUCCUCGUCGAGAUCGUCAAGUCCCCGAGGGACCUCCGGAUGUGCCCCCACCGCCAAGGACUGCUCGCCGGCGCCACCCCACUCGAGCAGCCGACCCGAUUCUCGUGGAAAGCCUGGUGCAGCGUGGGUGGCGUACCGUACGACGUGGACUCGGGCUGCCAAUAUCUGGCCGACAAACCCCCGGAAGGUGCGGCCAUCGCCGCCGAGGAGGUCAUCAAAAACGAGCCGAACUUGUGGCAUCACGUCUACUAUGGCUGCAACGCGACCCAGACGUUCUGCGCGGAGACCGAGCCGAACGGACUGCCCGGAUGCUACAACUCUAAUGACUUGAACGUCACCGGCUCACCGCCCGUCUGCAAGAUGUCGAACGCAAGCCUGGGGCUCACGUUGGAAACCGCGGCCAGCCAGGAGAUGAUGCUGCUCUACAAGGACCUCGGCCAGAGCCAGAAGCUCGCCAUUCGACCCGACGACACCCUGCAGUCCAAACGGACGCUGUACUGCUUGGCGACGGGCAAGGGAUUCGGGCCCGAGUGGCCACAUUGCGAAGUGGACUCGACCCCGCAUAAACGCGCCGAGCGCACCUUGUACUACGAAUAUGUGAAGCACGACCUCGACAAGUACAAGGUGUUUUAUGUCUGCCCGCUCCACUCGGUGCCCUGCCAAAACGGCGACACGAUCGCCUGCUACCCGGGCCUGGAGCGCGACAUGACCAAGCCGUUCGAGCUGGUAUGCAAGCCCGACGCGACGAAGAAGUCCAAGCCGCAGAAAAUCACCGAGUACCACGUCGCCGACUACCUGGCCAUCAAGAAGCGCAAAACCCAGAACGCACAACGUCAUCCUGAGCUG